AUGGCGACAGCGUCUCAAAGCCCUCCCCCUCCCCUUCACUCCCCUACGAGUGCUGCAGCACAGCCCAAGCCCAAAGGAAUCCUCAAGAAUGCGAUCCCAAGCCCUGGGCUGAAUAAUUCAAGGUGUGGGUACUCUACAGGAGACGAACUACUUCUGACGAGCCAGUUGGACAGACUGACAUGGGAUGAAGAGAAUCUCGCUCUAACCGAGAUUCAGAAGGACAGCCUCAUGAAGAUAACUGAGCCGAAAACCCCCUACGUUCGCUAUAAUGCUGAAACUGACGAAGUCGAAGGGUUUAGCAACAUCCCAGCUUUCAAUCUCGACUCUAACUCAAAUCGCUUGAAUAGUGCUGAAGUGUCUCAGUUGCCAUCGGCUUCUAUUCCGCCGGUCCCGGAGGAUUCUCCAGCUCCUCCAAUCCCCCCAAUGCCCAUAUCUCGCAAGAGCUCCGGUGCAUCCGAGCCCCCUCCAGCCUCGUCUCGACGUACAUCAUUCACUACACCUCCUGUGCCAGGACGCACUGGCUCGCAAGCGGUUCUUCAAGCCGCAGCACCAGUUUCCAAGCUGGGGAUCGUGGUGAGAUUAGGAAGCUGCAAGGUCAACACGGAGAGCGUGGAGAAAUUGAGGAGGAUGAAUUGGAUGAGGAGUUCGAUAUUUAUAGCUGCAGAGAGGCAUGCCGCAUUCGUCAAGGCUCGUGGGCGCCACUAUUCCAAUGAAGCCGAAGCUAUGAAGCGGGCUCAACAACUAAUAGACCAAGAUGAAGAUGACGACGAAGAUAACGACAACGACAUGCAGGACGACGAGCCCGAUAAAUCUUCAUUUGAUGAGGAGGUAGAACGUAAUACCGAGGCGAACACCGAGCUCACGACUGGUGCCACCAGGAAACCCAAUGGCGUGGCUCCAGUGUCUGGACAAUGA
Molecule: messenger RNA, 915 nt
Organism: Rhizoctonia solani
Lineage: Eukaryota; Fungi; Basidiomycota; Agaricomycetes; Cantharellales; Ceratobasidiaceae
Exons: 4
Coding region: 1-915 (304 amino acids)
Biological process (GO): regulation of signal transduction
Molecular function (GO): protein phosphatase inhibitor activity
Source: RefSeq, a predicted model, not a curated record